Cottoperca gobio is the source of this 1950-nucleotide messenger RNA. Its product is annotated as basic helix-loop-helix transcription factor scleraxis-like. Bases 574 to 1209 code for a protein of 211 amino acids. NCBI's taxonomy places the organism in Eukaryota, Metazoa, Chordata, Actinopteri, Perciformes, Bovichtidae. The record is from RefSeq and is a predicted model, not a curated record. Gene Ontology annotation, molecular function: RNA polymerase II transcription regulatory region sequence-specific DNA binding; DNA-binding transcription factor activity, RNA polymerase II-specific; protein dimerization activity. Gene Ontology annotation, biological process: developmental process; regulation of transcription by RNA polymerase II. The transcript has 3 exons.
GCAGGGACAGAGGAAGACGUGGAGAGGCUGAGAGAGAGAGACCAAUAGAGAGCAAGAGACAGUAAAACUGCUGCCACAGGACUGGGAGUAGUUUUUUACAAUUGGGAUUGAAACAGAUAAAUAUAGAAACAAAGGACCAAGAAAGAGGUUUAGAGAAGAAAAAGAGGACAAAAUCAACAGCCAUUUGACUUCAACGUGCCAUUUUAAAUUUCUUCCACAGGAUUAACAGAGAGAAGAACUGACCUAUGGGAUGAGAAGUGGUUUCGUAUAAACCAAGAGAGAAAACACAGCAGCUCUGAGGUCAAGCUGCUCUUGACAACUGACUGAAGGAUCAACUCGCUGAUCUUUUGAACCAAGCCUGACUCUGCAUCAUAAGUACUACAUCUGACUCACCUGGCUCAACUCAUUUGUUGGGGGUAAAGUAACAAUUUAAGGGGCGGGCGCCUUAAGUUAGCACCAUCAACAGAACAUUUGCCAAACAACUUCCAAAAACAAACGUUUCAAGUUGAACUUCAGCAAGUGGAAGUGUUACAAGGAUUGACUAGUAGCUGACAGAGCGUUGUUACGGUGAAGAUGACAUUUGCCAUGCUGCGCUCUGCGCCUCCCGCAGGCCGCUUCUUGUACGGCGACAUUGCCCUCCUCUCCGAAGACGACGAUGAGAACGGGAGCGAGGGGUCAGGCUCUGAGGAGCGUACCAACAACUUCCGCCUGUCCUCGUCGCCAUCUGCCUUUCACAUCAAGAUGAACAGAAAGAGGAAGCUGUGCGGGGCAGGAGUGGUCGGAGGGGUAGAUGUAGAGGCCAUGAUGGAGAGGCUCGUCCCCCCGGGGUCUCCCCCCCUUGGGGAGGGUCGCCAGAGGACCGCAGCCAACGCGCGGGAGAGAGAUCGCACCAAUUCUGUCAACACGGCAUUCACAGCGCUGCGCACACUCAUCCCCACCGAGCCUGCAGACAGGAAGCUGUCGAAGAUCGAGACGCUACGUUUGGCCAGCAGCUACAUCAGUCACCUGGGCAACGUCUUGCUCCUUGGUGAGGGGCUUCAUGAUGGACAACCGUGCCACGCUCCCUCACCACCGUUCUUCCACGUUAACUCCUCCCCCAACCGAGGAUCUGACCAAUCAGCGCAGCCAAAGCACAUCUGUACUUUCUGCCUCAGCAACCAGAGGAAAAUGAACAAAGACAGAGACAGGAAGACGGCCAUCAGAAGUUAACAAUGAGGACACAAACCACACGGAUGAAAUGCAGUGAUUUUACUGCAACUUGAAGACUUAUCGAACAUGAGAUGCAUUUCAAAGACUUUUGAAGGACUUCUUUUAGCACUUCCAGGAAUUUUUAAGGAACUUAACUAAGCAUUUCCUUUUUUUCUUACUUUUUAUAUCUCUUUACAAGAACUUUUUACUUUUUGGGGUGUUUUCAAAUAUGUUUGAAACCCUUCUGAAACAGUACUUUUUAAAGGGCUUUCACAUGCUUAUCAAGACCAUGACGAACCUUUCAAGAACAUUUAUAAGAGACUUUUUACUGUAUUGUUCAAAGACUCCGUGACUCUUUGUUCAGAGUCAAAGGCACAUGAUUGAAAAACACACAGAACCUUUGAAAGACAAAUUUGUAUUGAUCAAAAGCUGUGUGUUAUUAAUGUGUAUACUGAAAUAUAUAUGUAUAUUUAUGUGACAUAACAUUAUAUAAUGAAACUAUGUUAUUUAACCGGCAUUGACAUUCAUGACAAAUAAUGUAUAACGAUGCAAAACAUUGGCUAUUGACACAAUUUAUGGAAUCCAAAAAAUAACAUGCUGGAACUUUUGUGGUGUUGGUUAUUUCUAAUAACAAUCUUUGAAAAUGUCUUUAUAAUGCAGGAAAAUAACUUAACAUGACCAAUAAAUUGUUUGUAAAUCUGCGAUUUAAUUUCAAUUAUAUGUUGAUGGUAUUUUGAGCCUAUUGUCCUCUCAAAUCCUCUA